This is a messenger RNA of Leptopilina boulardi, 1204 nucleotides long. RefSeq lists its product as uncharacterized. The record is from RefSeq and is a predicted model, not a curated record. Lineage: Eukaryota; Metazoa; Arthropoda; Insecta; Hymenoptera; Figitidae. The coding region runs from base 249 to 1076 and encodes 275 amino acids. The transcript has 5 exons.
GUGAAGUCCCAUGCUUGCGUUUUGUUUUGCGUUUCCGACAGUUGUGCGUUUUUUCCAAUGUGUUCCAUCUCUGCUAUACCUGAGCUUCCGUCUUUGCUGUUUGUUUUGUUUUAAAGGUUUGAAUGUUGCUUUGAAGUGUUUUUAGUGUUUAUUUAAUAAUUACAAGACUAGAUUUUGAUAAUAAUAAAGUUUAAUAAAAAGUAAAAAUAAUUAGAAAAAAUAAUUUUAUAAAGAAGGUAAAAUUAAACAUGUCGGAGGAAAACGUGCAGGCGAAGCAUAAAUGUGGAUAUUGUGGGUAUUUUAUAAAGGAUAUGAAUGAUGUUUUGAAUCAUUCUUGUUUCGACAAUUAUAAUGAAACGAACGAAUUUAUAAACAUUGAUGAUAACCAUAUUGUUACUAUAAUUUGCCAAGAUGUUGGUAGUGGUAAUAGAGUAAAAGGGAAAAAUUUGGCCUGGAACGAUGAAUGGGAUGAAUCUCUGAUUGCAGCUGUUUGGCAAAGGCCUGCUCUACAUAAUUAUCUCUUGCCUGUAAAAGAACGAUCACCAUUAAAAUUGAAUGAUUUAUGGAAUGAAAUUCAUAAUACUUUAGGUGUGUCCACUGUGAGUAUUUUAAAAAGUAGAUGGAAAUACUUACUAGGGCAAUAUCGAAAAGAAAAGUUAAAAAGAAAUGAGUACAUUCCGAGCGGUUCAGCUGCAACAAAAAAGAAAAAAAAAGGAGAAAAUGAUGAUUUUCAAUUGUUUGAAAUGAUGACAUGUUUUGACGUAUCCAAACCCAUGAGAACAUUACAUACUUUUUCAUCCGAUUCCGAUUCUGAGAAUGAGAAUGAGAAGAAAACCGAGCAUAAGAUAAAGAAGAAAAAGAAUAAAAGAAAAGAAAAUAGUAAUUCUGCAUGGUCUACUGAAUUUUAUGGAAACCUUCUCACAUCAUUGACCCCAAACGAGAAGAUUGAUGAAUCUCCACUGUAUUCUUUGCUUCCAACAUUUAAACAAUUACAAAAACAAAGACAAGUUCGUGUUGGAAAAUUAUUCCAACAAAUUUUGCAAGAGGAACUAGAAGGUCAAUUAAGAGAAAAUUAAUGAUUUUCUCUUAAAAAAUAAUAAAUCUUACAAGAAUAUUAUAUUUAUUAUAAAGUUUCUGUUGUGGUAAACUUUUUACAGGAGAAAAAAUCUAUGUUACAUUGUAAAUAAAUUAAUAUGAAGUUAUA